Messenger RNA from Penicillium crustosum, 1740 nucleotides. Its product is annotated as Major facilitator superfamily domain general substrate transporter. NCBI's taxonomy places the organism in Eukaryota, Fungi, Ascomycota, Eurotiomycetes, Eurotiales, Aspergillaceae. Gene Ontology annotation, biological process: transmembrane transport. Gene Ontology annotation, molecular function: transmembrane transporter activity. Bases 1 to 1740 code for a protein of 579 amino acids. The record is from RefSeq and is a predicted model, not a curated record. The transcript has a single exon.
AUGGCUUCUACAACCCAGGAGAGUCAGGACUGGCCUCCUGGCACGUUGCUCCUUCAGGAACAAUGCUCAAACGACGAGGAGAUGAUUCUCCAGCCGCAGCCCACCGACGAUCCAAAUGAUCCCCUUAACUGGGCUCCCUGGAGGAAGCACCUUAAUUUCGGACUUGUCUGUUUAUACGCCCUUCUCAUCACGGAAUUCAUUUGUGCAGCGACUCCAACAUGGGACCCCAUGCAUGAUCAGCUCGGGUUCAGCUGGGCAAUUUUGAACGACAGCUAUGCUCUUGGUUGCGGGUUUUUGGGAAUUGGCGCGGUUAUCUUGACACCAUUCGGCCUCAAAUUCGGUCGCCGCCCAUUGUAUCUUAUCAGCACAUUGGUGACUUUUGGUGUCAGCAUCUGGAGCGCCAAAAUGCAAAGGCCAGUUGAUUUAUUGUUGGUCAAUGUUUUUUCUUGUCUGUUCGGUGCUCUAUCGGAGGUCAUAAUCCAAAUGACCAUUGCCGAUAUCUUUUAUGUACACCAACGCGGAUUGACCAAUGCCAUCUUCAUAUGGACCGUUCAAGCAGGAUCCUCACUUGGGCCCCUAGCCGCUGGGUAUGUUACUGUCUCCCAGGGGUGGCGAUGGGUCUGGUGGUGGAAUACCAUCUUGUUCGGUGUCUGCAUUGUUAUAUUUGGGCUUUUAUACGAAGAGACAAAAUGGACUAGACCUUCCAAGCGAAUCAAUCAAGAUCCAAAUGGGUCUUCCUCGGAGUUUGGAUCAAGUUACGACAGCUCGAUGAAGGCAGCCAUGGAUACAAAGAGCAGCGGGAAGCAUUCGAUAUCCUCCGAGCUUAACCGCAAGGGGGAACAGGACAAACUUCUAACUCGCCAUACUGUCGUUCUAAACAAAGAUAUCCCUAUGCGCACAUGGAAACAACGAAUGUCAGUUACUGCCUCAUCUCCAGGCCACUGGAAGAUGUUUGCGUGUCAUUCGUGGCAGCCAUUCCUGAUUCUGGGCACAUUCCCGGCUGUGCUUUUCGUGGCCCUAGUCUACGGUGUUUUAAUCGCUUUACAAGAUGCCAUAAGCACAACGAUGUCGAGUCGAAUGACAGAACCGCCGUAUAACUUCACUCCAGACCUAAUCGGUCUCAUGAAUCUUCCUCAAUUCAUUGGUGUGACAAUCGGCUCUCUCAUAAUCGGACCGCUCAGCGAUAAAUUUAUUGUUUAUCUCGCGCAUCGAAAUCAUGGUAUAUUUGAGCCCGAGACUCGGUUGUGGAUGAUGUUCCCUUGCAUUCCGCUGGUAGUUGCUGGAGCACUGAUGUUCGGAUACGGUAUCGACAAAGGUGUUCCAUGGCCAGUUGUGGCCGGCGGAAUAGUAGUUUGCUCCGCUGGGAUUGCACCGAUUAAUAUUGUUACUCUCACGUACAUUACAGACUCAUAUACUGAUGUAAAUAUUCCCCGCGCCCGUGAUCAGACAGAGGGUUCUCGCCCUAGAUCAACUUUCAAGACAAUGCUAACCAGAUAUCAGAUUUUGGGUGACUCUAUGGUCGGCAUCACGUUUGUGCGAAACGCUGUAAGCACCAGCUUUAUCUUCGCCCUCGAUCCGUGGUUUAAUGCCGUGGGGAUUCAAAAUGUUAUACUGUCAAUAACUGCCAUUGCGGUAUUCUUCUUGCUUUUUUCGCUAUUGUUUUUGAAAUAUGGCAAGGCAUUGCGUAUUUUAACAGCAUCAAAAUAUCGGCAAUUAGCUUCAAAGCAGAUGGCACCUUGA